This is a messenger RNA of Cuculus canorus (common cuckoo), 2093 nucleotides long. RefSeq names its product sialic acid acetylesterase (gene SIAE). The record is from RefSeq and is a predicted model, not a curated record. Gene Ontology annotation, molecular function: sialate O-acetylesterase activity. NCBI's taxonomy places the organism in Eukaryota, Metazoa, Chordata, Aves, Cuculiformes, Cuculidae. Bases 317 to 1675 code for a protein of 452 amino acids. The transcript has 10 exons. Gene Ontology annotation, biological process: carbohydrate metabolic process.
CUACAGUGACCACAUGGUGUUGCAGAAGGCGCCGGCAGGAGCUGUGCUGUGGGGCUACGGGAAGGUGGGCGCCACAGUCACCGUGGAUCUCACUGGGGAUGGUGGCACCAUCAUCAUGAAGAAGACAGUGCGAGUUAAAGUGGUCCUGGCUGACUGGGGAAGUUCCACUGGACUGGAGGCUGGCUGAUGUUGUGCCCAUCUACAAGAAGGGUUGCAGGGAGGAUCCGGGGAACUACAGGUCUGUCAGUCUGACUUUAGUGCCGGGGAAAGUCAUGGAACAGGAUCCUCUGGGACAUGGACAACUGUGCUGGACCCUAUGGAUCAGGGUGGUCCCUAUGUGCUGACAGCCAGACAGGGCUCGGAGAACGUGACGCUGCAAGACAUCUACUUUGGGGACGUGUGGCUUUGCAGUGGGCAGAGCAACAUGGCAAUGACGGUGCUGCAGAUCACCAAUGCCAGCCAGGAGCUCGCCGCUGCUGCUCACUACCCCUACGUCCGUGUCUUUGCCGCAGCACCUGCCCGCUCUGACGUGGAGCUGGAGGACCUGGAGCGAAUAGACUUGCCGUGGUCCAUCCCGACAGCCGAAAACCUGGGCCAUGGGAAUUUCACCUACUUCUCAGCUGUCUGCUGGCUGCUGGGGCGGUUCCUCUACGAGACCCUGCGGUACCCAGUGGGGCUGGUGGAAGUGGCCUGGGGGGGCACCCCGAUUGAGGCCUGGUCCUCCAGGAGGGCUCUGCGGGUGUGCGGGCUCCCAGAGGAUGUGGGGAGCCCAGGCUUGUCUUCCAGCACCUCCCUGCCCCAGCAUCUCUCUGGCCCGCAAACACCCUCCAUUCUCUGGAACGCAAUGAUCCACCCUCUGCUCAACAUGACGCUGCGGGGAGUCGCUUGGUACCAGGGCGAGGCCAAUGCCUUCCUGAACACAGACCAGUACAACUGCACCUUCCCUGCGCUCAUUGCUGACUGGCGCUGGGCUUUCCACACCGGAUCAGCCGGGCAGACGGAGCCUCUCCUCCCCUUCGGCUUCGUGCAGUUGUCCACCUACCGCCGUCAGAGCCCGGAUGACAGCUUCGCCCAGCUCCGCUGGCACCAAACAGCUGAUCUGGGGAUUGUCCCAAAUGCCAGGAUGCCUGGCACCUUCAUGGCAGUGGCAAUGGAUCUGGGCGAUGAGCACUCUCCCUACGGCAGCAUCCACCCCCGGGACAAGCAGAAUGUGGCGCACCGGUUGCUCCUGGGUGCCAGGGCUGUGGCGUACGGGGAGAAAGACUUGGUUUUCCAGGGGCCGUAUCCUAUCCAUGCUGUCCUGGAGGUGAGCAGGGGUCUGCUGAACGUCAUCUACAGCCAGGAGCUGCUCUGCCAGCAGAGAGACACGCCAGCAUUUGAGGUCUGCUGCUCCAGCUCAACGUGGCCAUGCCGGUGGCUGCCAGCACCCAUCGUGGCAGUGGGGUCGCGCAUGGUGACACUGGCCCUGGCCGGCUGUGGGACACUGGUGCUGGCGCUGCGCUACGCCUGGGCCGAGUGGCCCUGCAACUACAAGUCCUGUGCCCUGUACAACACCUGGGGCCUGCCCGCUCCUCCCUUCCUCCUGCACACCCUGCCCACGGGGGGCAUGCCGGGGCUCACCCGCACAGCCGGAGCAAGGGAGCUGCUCCUCCGCCCUGGCUCCUGGGGGAUUUAGGCAAGGGGACAGCUGAGGGAGCUCAGGCCUGGCAAGGUGGCUCGGCAGUGCCAGCUUUGUUCCCUUCCAAGCAGUGAGGCGGCUAGCUUCAUUACAGCCUUAUUAAUUAAGCAACUUCCUAGCUCCUCUUUGGCCUGAGGUCAUGGCUACAGGCAAAAAAAAAUCAAUUUAAAGGAAAAUUUAUGAAAAAUCCUGUUAAGCCAAGGAGCAGGGGGUGGGAGUUUCAGCCCUCCCUGCCCGUGGAGCUCAUCCUGGCCCCCUCUCAGCGAGCUGCCCCCGUGGCAGGGUGCUGGCAGGAUCCAUGAAUCUGAGGCAGCGGGAGAGAAGAGCUCUGCCAAACCACAACGAGAUGUGGAGCCCAGGGCAGGAGGCGUAGAGAGCGCAGUGUGGGGCAGCAGGGUGAGGGCCUGCCACCACC